CUUCCUUCGCCGAGUCCACUCUUCUCUCGCUUCUCUUUUAAAACCUCCGCAUAAAUCCCAGACUCCCUCUGAACACAGCACAGCAAGGACGCGACGGCGAGGCUUCGUGGAGUUUGCAUUUCCCCGAUCGAUCAUCGACGCCGCAAUCGAAACACGACUUCAAUGUCGCCGUCGUAGCUGCUCGAGGACGCGUCUCAAAGCUCGGAAGAAGAGAGAUGAAGACCUGGCCUAGAUCUGGGUUCUGGAUUGUUGUUGCGUUGGUUUGUCUGGGACUGGCGUGCGUUCAUGGAGAGGAUCGGCGGCCCAAGAACGUGCAGGUCGCGCUCCGGGCCAAGUGGUCCGGCACUCCGUUGCUCCUGGAAGCCGGUGAACUGCUAUCAAAAGAAUGGAAAGACCUCUUUUGGGAGUUCAUUGAGGUUUGGCUUCACUCCGAGGGAACUGAUGCUGAUGCCGACUCCUCUACGGCCAGGGACUGCCUAAAGAAAAUUUUAGGGCACGGAAACUCUUUGAUAGGUCAUUCAUUGGCAUCAUUGUUCGAAUUCUCUCUUCUUCUCAGAUCAGCAUCGCCACGAUUAGUGCUUUAUAGGCAACUAGCUGAGGAGUCUCUCUCAUCUUUUCCUCUGGCUGACGAUGUUAGCUCAAGUAAUGUGAAUCCUGGGUUUCCUAAAGAAAUGGAGGGAUUAAAGAGAAAGUUAGAUUCCUUGCCUGUUGGUGUGAAUCCAGAUAGCCCAAAUGGGAGAUGUUGUUGGGUAGAUACUGGAGGGGAACUGUUCUUUAAUAUUGCAGAGCUAAACUUGUGGCUUCAAAAUCCUGAACGCAGUAAUGGAGAUGUUUUUCAUCAGCUCGAACUCUUUGACUUUGAUCACGUAUAUUUGGACUCAAAUAUAGAAAGUCCAAUUGCUAUCCUAUAUGGAGCUCUUGGGAGUAACUGCUUCAAGGAGUUCCAUGGAGCUCUUAUUGAGGCUGCUAAGAAGGGCAAAGUAAUUUAUGUUGUCAGGCCAGUAUUGCCAUCUGGCUGCGAAUCAAAAGUUGGUGUUUGUGGUGCCCUUGGAACAGAAGAUUAUGUAAACUUGGGCGGUUAUGGUGUGGAGCUUGCUCUGAAGAAUAUGGAAUAUAAGGCUAUGGAUGAUAGUGCGGUGAAAAAAGGUGUCACUUUGGAAGAUCCUCGGACAGAAGAUCUUACACAAGAUGUUAGAGGAUUCAUAUUUUCCAAGAUCUUGGAACGCAAGCCUGAGCUGACUUCUGAAAUUAUGGCUUUCAGGGAUUAUUUAUUAUCAGCGACGGUAUCAGAUAGCCUUGAUGUUUGGGAACUGAAAGAUUUAGGACAUCAGACUGCACAGAGAAUAGUUCAUGCUUCAGAUCCUUUGCAAUCAAUGCUGGAAAUCAACCAGAAUUUUCCUACUGUAGUUUCGUCAUUAUCACGGAUGAAGCUAAACGAUUCAGUGAAAGAAGAGAUACUUGCAAACCAGCGAAUGAUCCCACCUGGGAAGUCUUUAGUGGCGCUGAAUGGGGCUUUGAUCAAUAUUGAAGAUGUUGACCUCUUCCUGUUAAUGGACUUGGUUCAUCAAGAUUUGUCUCUAGCUGACCAGUUUGCAAAAAUGAAGAUUCCCCAAAGUGCUAUUGUGAAACUCUUGAGGACUUUGCCUCCUCCCGAGUCCAACAUGUUCCGGAUCGAUUUUCGUUCAAGUCAUGUUCAUUAUCUUAACAACUUGGAGGAGGAUCCCAUGUAUAGGCAAUGGAGGAGCAACCUAAAUGAGAUAUUGAUGCCUGUUUUCCCCGGACAACUACGUUACAUCCGCAAGAAUCUUUAUCAUGCUGUUUAUGUCAUUGACCCAGGCUCUGUCUGUGGCCUUGAGUCAAUUGAUAUGGUUAUAUCUUUGUACGAGAACAAUUUUCCCGUGAGAUUUGGCGUGAUACUAUAUUCUUCCAAUUUCAUAGAGAAGUCUGAAAUAAACAGGGUCUCACGCCAUGCUGAGGAUAAUGGCGGUCAAACUGAGGAUCUAUCCAGCUUGAUAAUUGGACUUUUUGUUUAUGUCAACGAAAAUUAUGGAACUCACUUGGCCUUCCAGUUCUUGAGCAGCGUUAACAGAGCACGGAUUGAGUCUGUGGAUUCUGAAGAUGAUACUCUCGAAAGGCACCAUAUAGAAGGAGCAUUUGUAGACACAGUGCUACCAAAGGCAAAAUCGCACCCACAAGACAUUCUAUUGAAGCUGGAAAAGGAUCAAAAUUUUCAGCUAUUGUCUCAAGAGAGCUCCAUGUUUGUUUUUAAGCUGGGGUUGGCUAAGAGGGGCUGUUGUCUCUUGAUGAACGGUCUUGUCCUAGAUGCUAACGAGGAGGCUCUCAUGAAUGCAAUGAACGAUGAGCUUCCAAAAAUACAGGAGCAAGUUUAUUUCGGGCACAUAAAUUCCCACACCGAUGUGCUUGAUAAAUUUUUAUCAGAAAGUGGUGUGAGCCGCUAUAACCCUCUGAUCAUUGCUGACAGCAAAGCUAGACCACGGUUCGUGUCCCUCUCAUCACUUGUUCUCCGAGGAAAAUCUGUCCUGAAUGAGAUCAACUACUUGCAUUCUCCUGAGACAAUGGAUGAUCUGAAGCCUGUGUCUCAUCUUCUUGCAAUCGAUGUGACAUCAGAGAAAGGGACGAAGUUACUUCGCGAAGGAAUUAAAUAUCUGAUGGGAGGGUCCAAAAUUGCUCGUUUAGGAGUGCUAUUCAAUGCUAAUCAGAGUGCUGAUUCCUCUAGUCUGCUCUUUGUGAGAGUUUUUGAAUUUACUUUAUCCUCUUAUAGCCACAAAGAAAGAGUUCUGUACUUUUUGGAUCAGCUGUCUUCAUUCUAUGAGAACAAGUAUAUUCUCGUUUCUUCAAUAGCCGCUGAAAGUACUCAGGCAUUCAUGGGUAAAGUCUAUGAGCUGGCUGAUGAAAAUGGAUUAUCUUCUGAUGCCUUUAAAUCAAUGCUACUAGAAUUUUCUGUCAACAAGAUGAGAGGAGAUCUGAAUAAGGUUGCACAAUGUUUGUAUACGCUACUUGGCUCUGGAUCCAAUGUCAAUGCGGUCAUCACCAAUGGAAGGGUGUUGUUUCCUGUUGAAGACACUUUUUUGAGCGAUGAUCUACGACUUCUUGAGUCUGUGGAAUUUAAGCAGCGAACCAAGUACAUAAUGGAAAUCAUUGAAGAAGUAGAGUGGCAAGAUACAGAUCCUGACUUGCUAACAAGUAAAUUCAUUAGUGAUGUUAUUAUGUUUGCAUCAUCUGCAAUGGCCCUGCGCGAACGGAGUUCUGAAAGUGCACGAUUUGAGGUUUUGAAUUCUCAGAACAGCGCUGUUUUGUUGGGUAAUGCAAAUGCUAGUCUCCAUGUUGAUGCGGUCAUUGAUCCUUUGAGUCCAUCUGGGCAGAAGCUAGCUUCGCUUCUUCGCAUCUUAUCGAAGUAUGUUCAGCCAAGUAUGAGAAUUGUACUCAAUCCCAUGAGUUCCCUUGUGGAUCUUCCUUUGAAGAAUUAUUACAGAUAUGUGGUGCCGACAAUGGAGGAUUACAGCACUAUUGACUACUCAAUAAAUGGACCUAGAGCUUUCUUUGCAAAUAUGCCGUUGUCAAAAACUCUCACCAUGAAUCUUGAUGUUCCCGAGCCAUGGCUUGUAGAGCCUGUCAUUGCUGUCCAUGACCUGGAUAACAUUUUGCUCGAGAAUCUUGGAGAGACAAGAACCCUGCAAGCUGUCUUUGAGCUCGAGGCACUUGUCCUUACUGGUCAUUGUUCUGAGAAAGACCACGAACCUCCUCGUGGCCUUCAGUUGAUUCUUGGAACAAAGAGCAAACCUCACCUGGUGGAUACCCUUGUUAUGGCCAACUUGGGUUAUUGGCAGAUGAAAGUUUCUCCUGGGGUUUGGUUACUACAACUUGCUCCAGGCAGAAGUUCUGAGCUUUAUAUUUUUAGGGAAGAUGGUGAGGGAAGCAGGAAUGAGCCUUCACUAAAGCGCAUCAUGAUUAAUGAUUUGCGGGGAAAAGUAGUUCACCUGGAAGUGGUGAAAAAGAAAGGCAAGGAAGAUGAAAAGUUAUUAGUUUCAAGCGAUGAUGAGCACCAAUCACAAGAAAAGAGAGGAACCCAGAAUUGGAACUCUAACAUACUGAAAUGGGCAUCUAGUUUACUUGGUGGCAGUGAGCAAUCAGGGAGUAGAAGUAUGGCACAAGAGCAUGGGAAGGGUGGAAGGCAUGGAAAACCAAUUAACAUCUUUUCUAUUGCUUCUGGACACCUGUACGAACGUUUCUUGAAAAUCAUGAUCUUGAGUGUCCUGAAGAAUACGCAGCGCCCUGUAAAAUUCUGGUUCAUAAAAAAUUAUCUCUCCCCUCAAUUUAAGGAUGUGAUCCCACAUAUGGCUCAUGAGUAUGGUUUUGAUUAUGAAUUGAUCACCUACAAGUGGCCUACAUGGCUGCAUAAGCAGAAGGAAAAGCAAAGGAUUAUAUGGGCAUAUAAAAUUUUGUUCCUAGAUGUCAUCUUUCCCCUUUCUCUAGAGAAGGUUAUAUUUGUUGAUGCAGAUCAGGUGGUGCGAGCAGACAUGGGAGAACUUUAUGACAUGGAUCUGAAAGGAAGACCGCUUGCAUAUACUCCUUUUUGUGACAACAACAAAGAAAUGGAUGGAUAUCGCUUUUGGAGACAAGGUUUCUGGAAGGAGCACUUACGCGGAAGACCAUAUCAUAUAAGUGCACUGUACGUUGUUGAUUUGUUGAAAUUUCGAGAGACUGCGGCAGGAGAUAACCUGAGAGUUUUCUACGAAUCUCUCAGCAAGGAUCCAAACAGUCUGUCCAAUCUUGAUCAGGAUCUCCCGAAUUAUGCUCAGCACAUGGUGCCUAUCUUCUCAUUACCCCAAGAAUGGUUGUGGUGUGAGUCGUGGUGCGGUACAGCCACCAAAUCCAAGGCAAAGACCAUUGAUCUUUGCAACAAUCCUAUGACAAAGGAACCCAAGCUUCAGGGUGCAAAGAGAAUAGUUUCUGAAUGGCCUGAUCUCGACCUAGAGGCAAGAACGUUUACUGCAAAAAUUCUUAGGGAUGAAUCUGAACUUCAAGAAACAAGGGCUUCGGAUAAGUCGCAGGGUUCACAGGUUGAUGAGCCAUCAGUAGAAGAAGUUGACCUUGAGUCUAAGUCAGAGCUGUAAUGGCAUUGUGCCAUCUCAAUAUAAUGCUCAUUCGGCCAUGAUGUGAUUGAUCCCAAUUGUCAUCCUGAUCGAGGCUGGAGGGCUAACUAUCAACAAAAUAUUGUUUUGGAAUUGCAUCAACUAAGCAAAAACAAGCGGUUAUGGGGUGAGUAUGCUAUCGAGAUGGGGACAGAGACGCACCAUCAAGAAAAUGAGGUCAUGGGGAGGCUGUGAGAAGGCAAGGUAGCCGGUAGAGAUCUAAAUUUUUUUAGAGAAGCAAGCUAUUCAUUUUGCUAUUAAGUUUUUGUUAAUCAACCGAAUAAUCUUACUUAACUGGCCUAUUUGUAUACGCGUAAAAUGCCGCCCUUGAUUGUGAAAUUUCUUCUCCGAUUGAUCAAACCACAGGUGAAAAGCCAACAUUCAGAUUUUGUGAGAAUGCCCUAGUACACACUUGGUUAUAUGUAGUCAAAUAGGGAAAAGUUGUAAAUUCUUUUGGUGGAUUAACCUCUUUCUUGUGAUGC
This is a messenger RNA of Syzygium oleosum, 5635 nucleotides long. Its product is annotated as UDP-glucose:glycoprotein glucosyltransferase. Gene Ontology annotation, cellular component: endoplasmic reticulum. Gene Ontology annotation, molecular function: UDP-glucose:glycoprotein glucosyltransferase activity. The transcript is spliced from 37 exons. Bases 216 to 5135 code for a protein of 1639 amino acids. The record is from RefSeq and is a predicted model, not a curated record. Lineage: Eukaryota; Viridiplantae; Streptophyta; Magnoliopsida; Myrtales; Myrtaceae.